AUGAGCAUCAAUUGGACACAUCGCUCAUCAUCCACAGCACAUACUUCUGUGCUUUCUACCAGCAACGGCUUUUCCAAAUCACCUACAAGUCGCACACGUCGUUCAUCACGUACUUCCACCACAUGCACAACACCUACUACACCAUGUCCUUUUGCCGCUGCUCGUCCCACAAGCUCUAGUCUCAAAAAGCAACGACAUCCUCACAAAUUAAUAGAAGAGAACCACCCAUGGAGAGCACCUGGCAUUGCAUGCGAGAUCCCUGACAUUAUCAAAGCCUGCCAUGAAAAAUUUCUGGCGACACAAAAUACACUCAAGGCACACUUACAUCGAUCGAGCAAGCCGUCAGAGAGCAAAAAGGACUCAAAUACUUCUUCCCCAAAGCGACGGUGGAUCACGGUGAUCCGAUCGCCUGAUAUCUUUCCACUGCCACCUUUAGAGAAGGUUGAGAAACCGCAUGCUGUCUUUGUUGGCAAAGUGCGAAAGGUGUUGCCUCACAGCAAAUUCAUGGAGAUCAAUCCCAAAGACAUUUACAUUGGCAGAGAGCGUAUUGGUAGUGGAGCCAAUGGAGCUGUGAUUAGUGCUAGUAGUCGACGUACCGGGAGAACAGGCCAAGUGGCGAUCAAACGGUGCUACAUUGAAGACCAUGACACACACCACCAUACAUACAUCCUGCGGGAGCUUCGCAUCAUGGGGUGCAUGUCGCAUCCCAAUUUGGUGUCUCUGACCGAGGCGUGUAUGUGGGGUGACUAUUUGUGGAUGGCUAUGGAGCUCAUGACAUGUUCUGUGUUUGGUUUACUCUACAACAUGAGCGUGGGGUUACCUGAAAGCUAUGCUGUACGCGUAGCACACGAAUGCCUUGAAGGAUUGGUCUAUCUUCAUAGUCAACAUUACAUGCAUCGUGAUGUAAAAUGUGAAAACAUCCUCUUGAAUCACAAAGGACAAGUGAAACUCGCUGAUUUCGGUCUAGCCACACCCACGACAAAGACCAAUUCCGCAAGACUGGGUACAGCCAAGUGGAUGGCACCCGAGGUGGUUUCCGAGACGCCGUAUACGGAGAGUGUGGAUGUUUGGUCUAUGGCCAUUACCAUGAUUGAAAUGAUGGAUAGAGUACCUCCGCUUUACUAUUUGGAUGGCAACCGAGAGAUCUUUGCAGAGAUCUUAUAUGGCCAACAACCCCACUUUAAUUUUGCUAUGCCUUCAAGAGUCAUGGUGGAGCUUAUUAGCUGGAUGUUGGAUCCUGAUGCAGAUAAACGACCUGGUGCCAAAUCUGCGUUAAUGCAUCUCAAACAACGUAUUAUGGCUGGGCGUCUGCAAUGUGCUAAUGCUACAGACCUUGGCUCGCUUGUUCGUCAAGUGUUCUUAUCACAACGACCCAAACAACAUCCUUAA
This is a messenger RNA of Lichtheimia ornata, 1389 nucleotides long. RefSeq lists its product as uncharacterized. Gene Ontology annotation, biological process: protein phosphorylation; regulation of MAPK cascade; intracellular signal transduction. Lineage: Eukaryota; Fungi; Mucoromycota; Mucoromycetes; Mucorales; Lichtheimiaceae. Gene Ontology annotation, cellular component: cytoplasm. Gene Ontology annotation, molecular function: ATP binding; protein serine/threonine kinase activity. The transcript has 8 exons. The record is from RefSeq and is a predicted model, not a curated record. Bases 1 to 1389 code for a protein of 462 amino acids.